This is a messenger RNA of Macrosteles quadrilineatus (aster leafhopper), 7970 nucleotides long. RefSeq lists its product as uncharacterized. The record is from RefSeq and is a predicted model, not a curated record. Lineage: Eukaryota; Metazoa; Arthropoda; Insecta; Hemiptera; Cicadellidae. The transcript is spliced from 29 exons. The coding region runs from base 214 to 3999 and encodes 1261 amino acids.
GUCAGUUUCAGUGUUGUGAUUUUAAUUGUUAAUGUGCCUGGUAAUAGUGGUAAUUAAUUGACCUAAUAUCAUGAUGUGUAUGUGCUAAAAUAACUUAAAUUUUUUGGGAUUUACUCGACUUGUUACUAAAGUGUAUGGUGAAUCGGUGUGGUGAUGGUGUAUGAUGAGAGGACAAGGCUGUGUACCAGCUGACCCGACAGUCUUGGGCUCACUAUGAGUGGGCCCCGACUUCCCUCCGAUCCGCCCCUGCCAGAGAAAGAACCUCUCAAGUUUGAGACUUCUCACCUGACAGGGGCUCCGGAGGAGGUGGUGCAGCUGGUGAAUAAUAUCAAAGAAGUAGGGGAGCAAUUCCUGUACCACUGGAAGACAUUCCCUAUUAUUCUGCCAGCUCCAGUCAAUGCUACAGGUCCUGCCCACACUCACAAUAACACCAACAAUGCCGACAUACCUUACAUCACUGGAGGUGACACAUGCUGCACGCUGGCGAGAAGGCAGCACCGUCCAACCAACCUUCGUGAUCUUUUUGUCGCCCCCAGUUUUGACGAGCUUGACGCGGUCGCCGUGGAUUCUAGCGGAGAACCAAGGCGACUCACCGGAAAACAGCUGGAGAGCCUUAGAGAGAGAGGUCUGCACAAGGACAAGUAUGGGAAACCUAAACGGCUGACAGGGAAUCAGCUGGAAACUAUUCGUCGGACUGGGGAGUUUGAAGUUCCGAGUCUCAACUUCGCUGGACAGACUCACAAAUGGAGGUUGAGCUGGAUGUUACAGAAAGGCUGUGAGAGAUCUAGAGCGACGUUACUGGACGACCUUGCUCUCGCCCUCAGGUUCAUCUUGGUGACAGCCCGAGCUAGACUCACCAGUCAUUUCUUCAGCGUCGCCCAAGCUGUCAAAAGCCUCAUUACAGGGACCUUGAAACUUCUAGACAUAUUGGUAGGAGUACCAUCCCUUCAAGCUCACAACUUGGAGGCCAAAUUGAGGGAAGAAAGGUGUCGAUAUCUGGCUGCUGAACUGGUUUGUCGGCCAGAGUUUGAAGAUUCGUUGGAGUCACUGUGUGGGUUUGUCCGUAGACAGCUGCGUAGAGCUGCCACCGAGAAGUUUGAGGUGGAGAGGGAGUCUUGUCACCCUCCCGUCCCAAUACCCUACCUCUUCCUAACACCCAAGGGAAGUGAGCUGGACUUGCGACUGUUCAGUAGGGACGUGAUGAGACACGCACUGCCCAUCCUUGUCACCAUUCUGGAGAGGGAGACUCGUGGGUGGUUCCUACACUUCCGGGAGAGGCUCAUCUCCGAACUGAGGGCGCAGAAACUGCCUGACGAUGAGAUAGAGAGGGAGGUUAACCAGGCGGUGAUGCGGGAGUAUCUUCAGAGGGUGUACUCAAGUAUACUCGGCAACACUGAGCUACAAGCUUUGGGAGAAGGAGUACCACAACUGUUGGUACAACAAGCUCAGAGUGUUGUGCUCAUGUACAGAGCUGUGGAGAAUGUUCAGUGUAAGCUGCGCAAGACGAAGGAAACGUUGACCCAGAGUCUACAAUACACUCAUCCCAUCCUGAGUAGGAUUGGUCCUUGGAUGAGAGACAAGCUGAGGAGUGCAGAGGAGAAAUUUAUAGAGGAGUGCAAGUGGAGCGCACACGAAGAGGCUUUGAUGUUAUGCAACAACCAGCAUCUGCAGCAAGCCGUGUACUUUCUGCACAGAGACCUUACGUUCAUGAAGGAGAGAGAGCCAGUUCUGCUCAAAGAGCUGCGUAAGGUAAAGACCCCCACACGGGUGUUUCAAUGGCGCACCCAGAUUUGGUUCCCCCGCAACUGGGUGGUGCGCCGUUGUUUCCAAGGCACCAGUGAGGUAGUUCCCACAGUGCUUAGCGGGACUGCCACCAGCAUAACAACACCCCGGAGCGAUCCUAGUCAGCCAGUGUUCCUGGUAGAGAAGGAGAUGGUCCGUACGACCACCACCAGAUGGCCCAUGUGGAGGUGGAUCAACUACUGCCAUCGUACUUGGAGCUUCUCCUGGAACGCCAUGUUCUUCUUUGGGGUGGUCGUGCCGUGGUGCAGUCCUGUGUCUUUGAGAGCGUUGUUCUGCCUCGCUCUGUUUACACCUGACCUAGAACUCUCUCAGGUCAAUGGAACUCUCUUCCCUCGCAAAAGUUCGCUCACCCCAACUCUAUCGUCUAGACUUCUCUCUCUGUGGAGGCAUAUCUCAAAAAGUAGGACACACUUUGAAACAAAACCUGAUACAGGCUUUAUAGGUAAAGGUUUGACAAGGCAACUGAACAGAGUCUGGAACUACGGAGUGAAAGGCAUGAUGGGAACUUUAGCUCUGGUCGUGAUAUUUCCAGCUAUCUGCUUAUUAGUCAGCUUACUUAGUUUGCUGAUAGCAGUCACUGCGUUCCUAUGGAUGCCGGUGACCGUUUUGGUUCUACACCUGGUUAUGGUGUUGCUAUGGGAUCUGGACUGUCCAGUAACUACAAGACCUAAAUAUCUUGUCAUAUUGCAGGCCCUGGUGUGGGACGUGGGCAUCCUAGGGUUGCUGCAACCAAUUGCAGCUCUCACAGUUGCAUUGGUCAUCUGCCCUAUCAUGUCCUGCACUGUAGCUACUGUGUGUAUCCUGAGGUACUGGUUGAGGUUAGCCUAUGACUCGCUCAUGUUUCACCUGCUCAUCAAGAAGAGAGCCAGAGUCCCAGCCUGUGAUGGUUUCCUCAUCAAGAGAAUUGCUGGUCCCGGUUUGACCUCUGAUUAUUACUAUCAGAUAAGGCCAGAGCAGGCAUUGGCUGCAUUUGAAGCCAAACUGGAGCUUGACGAACUUACCGCUUAUCAACACCAGAUGGAGCAGAAGAUUCUUCAGCCUCAGAAAGACUUCAGCCAGUUUGUGGAGGCGUGUUUUGGUCCGUUCUCUGCGACGUUGGCCCGCACGGGUCCUUACAAGACUUUGGAAAGAGAAGCUCAGGACUUGCUCACAUGUCUACACGAGAAGCUUGAUAAGCGGAGACGAGAAUUGAGCUGCGGCCUGGCUCCCACAGUUCGUGCUAAGCUCAAGCUCACCAGACUCGACUUGAAGAUUGCCAUACAACAGGCUGCAUUGAUGAUGGAGCGACUAUACCCAGGGGGUGUGUGCGGCAGAUGGGGCAUUGGUAGCGAGGAGGAGUUUUGGGAGAGUAAAGGACUAAGUGCCCAUGACUGGCCGGGUUUGGCUGGUUUAAUAUACACAGACAUCUUCAGUCUUGACUUUCUCACCCCCUUGGACGACCAAGACACCAAGUUUAAAUUGGAGCCGGCCUCCCAUGUAGACUUGUCACGCUACUCAGAGCUUGUCAGGUCUGCUGAGCUAGGUGCUGGUUGUCUGGAUUUGUUGGGACCUGUGUACGCUCCUAGAGGAAACAUACAAGUCCACUCUCCUUACCUGGACGUUGCUGCAUUCAACCCCAGAUACAAACCCGGGGCUUGUAGCAAGCAGAGAGAAACUUCUGCAACUCCAAACACCAAGUCGCACUCAGGAAGUGCGAGAUCAAGAGCUACUGGCUGGGAAUGUUGGCACCCGUGGAAGCGGCGCUGCCAACCUUACAGCGCUGACAAGCUGGUGAUCCCGCUUCCAGUGCCUCACCCGGCGCACAUCGCCGUGGCUAUACACAACCGUGACACGGACGACGUCAUACCUCUGGACUCCGAGAUAUGUCAGGAGAUAUUGAGGGCAGUGGAAGACAGUAGCCAGGAGUGUGUAGAGGGAGUAGCGAGGUAUCGUGGUGGAGGCGUCGACAGCAGCUUUGACUCUGUAGAGUCUCGUAGUUGUGACUCUGAAGAGCCACCAGCUCUUCAGCCCCCCACCCCGUCCGCACCCCCUGCACCUCCUACCAGCUUCAACUGGAGACAGGGAGAGUGGGCUAACCCGACUCGUCGGAAGCGCAACUCGGGUACAGUUCGGGUGGACUUGGCUUCACCCGAGGAUGUAUCUCUGGACACAGACUCCUCCCGAGUAGUCUUCAGCAGCUACGGCACCACAGUUUAGGGUCAAACUACUACAGGCCUAGGCUGUCAAUGUUAAGAGAUACAGUAUUUUGUUGUGUAUACAAGCAGCAGGAAUAAUCAAUUUAAAAUUUAUUAGAGCUGUUGUGUGAAAGAUUACGGCCAGUAAGUUACAGCUAGGUAUCUGACUGAUUAAGGAGUUGGUUUUUAACACUUUUUCCUUAACUUUAUUUUUACUAAUCCCCGAGUAAUCCCCUUGGUUAUAUACAGCAAAAUGAGGACCAAAAUUGGUCUAUUCAACCAAAAGAGGACCAUUAUUGUUUUUAUUCAGCCAAAAGAAGCUAUCUAAGUCCAAGACAGUAGAUACAACUUGUUUUAUUUAUUCCAAAACUUCAAAUUCUUUAAUCCAACUGUAUUGCACUAUUUUUUUAAUAUUGUUGACAAUUAAAUUCACAACCUAGGCCUCAAGAAUAAUAUAUGAGACUUGUAAAUAUAAUUGUAAUCUACAUUCAUCGUAAUGACAUAGCUUUAUAUUUAACAUUUUAGCAUAAGUUUUAAAUUAGGACAUUAACGACAGUAACAUUUAAGUUGAGUUUGGUCUAUAUAUGAUCAGUUUUAAAAUCAGAGGAAAUUCUAAUAAUGAUCAUAACUGCAUUAAGUUCCUAUCGGCAGCUAUUGUUUUUAAACAGUUUUAUUGAUUUUUGAUUGUUUUGAUUGACCAAUAUAAUGAAAACUAAAUGACAACGACAGUUUAAAGCAAAUUUUAUGUGAUUGUAAGUUAUUUCUUACAAAAAAAUUAAACUACCUCUAUCUGUUUUCAUAUUUGAAAUCAUCAAUUUCCCUUGUUCUUCUGAUUUUUACACAAUCAGUUGAAACCAAGUAUCAGGAUCCAAAGUAUUUAGGGAUUUCAGGUGAUUAUGAUUGUAAGUGGUAGCUUAUUUAGUUUAUAAAAUGAUUUUUUUAUUUAAAGCAUUCAGGAAAUAACAGUCUUAAGGUUUUACCAAAAGUUUAUAAAAUUGCUAAAUUAGUUUUCUACAUAGUUACAAAAUCACCUAGGUUUGCUCCAAAUUGAUUGAUAAAAUACAGUAGACACCCUCUUAUCCGGACUGCGAGGCCAGUCUGGAUAACGGUUUUUCCGGUUAAACCGACAUCCCCAAAAGCUCGUUAAAACUGACCACUUAAAUGCAUGCUUCCCAAAUAUUUGAAUCAAAUUUAGGAGAGCAUUGUGUUUAAAUACACGUUGUCUCAAAUCUUUCCCACGAGAACAGUCGUUUCAGUACCAAAAGUUGUCCCGAUAAGAGGAAGUCUACUGUAGUAUUAAUAACAGUUAGUGGUAUAAAAUUGUUUUAUCACUAAAAUAUGAUAUAGCUCAUUGUUCUUAUCUAAUCUAUCAGGAUAAAGGCAUCCUCCACUUCUCUAAGCUUGUCAUGCAAAAUUGAUACUGUACAAUUUUACAAAUACUGUAGCAGCACACACUUACAAUUGAAAUUACUUGAUUUGUAAAUAGUUUGAAGACAUUGAUACAUACAUAUCUUAAUAUCUUCAGAGUAAAAUGUCAAAGAGUUUCAUAAAGGUUGCAUAAUGUUAUAACAUUUUAACAUUACUAGUUUAACAUUACACAGUUUAAUUAGUUUUAAUUAUUAGAUAGCAUUAAACCAAAUAAUAAUGUAGUCGUAAUUUUAAGUUUUAAAAAAUCGGUUAAAAAUCUGUGGUUGUAUACUGUAUUUAUUAUUAAUAUUUAUAUUUUGUAAGAUGCUUCCAUUGUGUAAGCUUUACUUAUUGUUAUUACUAAAGGUUUUAAUCUAAAAAUUACCUUAAAAGUCUGGUUAGCAAACUAAUGUAUAAUUAAUUUAGUGAUUUUAAAAUUAGUUGAAUAUUUUCUUUUUUCUAUUUUUUGGAUUCAGAACAAAUUUAGAACAAAAGUGUGGAAGUAGUUGUAAUAUUAUAAACUUUAUAAUAUUUUAUCUUUUAUAUGUUUUUUUUCUUUUAAUUUUUUAAUUUUAGUGUAGUAUGUUAUAGUUUUUUACAACAUACAUCAACAUUAUUUAUUCCUUUCCUUGCAUUCAAUAUGUUAUUCAUAUUUUAGCAUUUUAAUGAAGCAAAAUUAAUUGUGUUUGAAGUUUUUUUCUAAUUUGACUUAUAAUUGAGGAUUAAAGCUUAAUUGAUAAUUGUUUUACUGUACAUGAAGAAACUGGAAUAACAUUGAUGAGUGAGCGAACACAUUUACUUGAAUUAAUUUAAUUUAAGGUAUCGAUCAACCCUUUAUUAUAGGCCCCUAACUUAUGCUAAAUCUCUCCUUUUUUUGCAACCAAAAAAACAAUAUGUUCUGGAAAAACUAUUUUCCUCUAUAUUUUUUCCUUUCUUUGUUGUGCAAACUGCAUUAUUUAUUAUGUUAAUAGGCCAAAAAUAGUUUUUUUUUUAACAUUGAACGGUUUUGUAGACUAAACAUCACUUAGUGAUCAAAACAUUAUUGAAGAUUAUAAGUCAUAAAAAAUGCCAUAGUAGCGUUUGUAUUUUCAACUAUAAUAUUGUAUACUGCUGUGAUUUUUUCUAUUUAGUUUAAAAAAAUAUUAGAAGUAGAAAUCUGCCAUAAAUAGUUUUUUGAUGUAGACAGCAUGUACAUUAUAACACAGUAUAAGGAGAACACUUUUAGAACUGUUAUUAAAUAUUUAUGUUCUCAAAACAUAUUCCAUUAUUGUAUAGAAAGAGCAAAAUAUUAAUUAGAGAUAGAAUUUUUAUAUUUGUUGCCAUCAAUGUUACUCGUAGACAUAGUGUAGCAAUAGUUAAGGAUUAUAAUGGAACCAAAAUGUGUAAAGCAAGAUUUACUGUGUAUAAAGGUGCUUCAUAAUGCAUUUAUCUCUGAAUCUCUGAUAGUUUUUGUUUCAGAUUCAAGGUAAGAGAUGGAUUGUACCUAUACAUUUUUCAAUUUAUUAGACCCCCCCUUGUAUUCUAUCAUUUACUAAGCACUAUAAUUUUAAAGAGAGAGAUAAAAUUUGCCUGUGGAUUAGAAAUUAUCAAUGAUAUUACCAUUAAAAAUUUACCAGUUCUAUGGAGUUAUUAUGAUAGUUAUUAUGAUACCAGUACUAAUUAUGAUACUGUGGUAUGGAUCAAUGUUUUUACAAAUGGUUAUACUGCCUAUUUUUUUAUAUCAUCUCAAAAAUUAACACACAUAAUUUAGCAACAUAUGUUUUAGUCACAAAAAGUUGGUUAACUAACCAUUCUCGUAUUAUGUAUGCAAUGCUUCAUGAAAAAGAAAUAAAAUAAAACUAUCUAUGACAUUAUACUUGGAGAGUAAUCAUAUUUACAUGAAAGAAUUCCUUAGUGCAAUUGACUGUUUUGAAUACAGUAUACAUGACAAAAUUCUACCAACAUUGAAAAGUCUUUGUUGUGAAGUACAUUUGAACAAAGUGUUUGCAAUAUUAAGGUUAGUGUGUAAUUAUAUAUUUAAUGAAAUUCAAUUUACAAGAUUUUUCGCUAAUGACUUUUGUAUAAUACUUAUCUGUUUGCCACACAUAAUAAAUAGUGUAAGAAAGCAGACAAUUCUUUGCUCACUAACAAAACAACACUUAUUUUCAUCACAAAUGAAACGUUUUUAUUUCUUCAAUGGAUUUUUGACUGUAAAUUAUUAGCUAAGCUACCUCAUUAAAUCUUACUUUCUCUAAUGAAAAAAACUGCUCAUUUUGUCUAAAAGUUUUUGAAAAAAAAAUAAAAGACAAAUUAAUGUAUUAUUCUUUACCUUUAUCGGACAUUAACCAAAUCUUGACCCAUAUGACGAGGCCAUUUGUUAAAUUUCAGGCUUAUCAUUUUUUAUUAUUAUUAUUAUAUUUUUUAUUUUUAUAAUUUGGAUAAACCAAGGCUAUCUGCCCUUUUAUUUUUUCUGUAUAAUGUUCUAUUCACUUUGCUAUUUUACUAUGGUUAAUGUUUUAAUAUUUAUGUGCAUUUAUACCAUGUUUUGUAUGUUUGUACAGCUUAUGUGAACACGUCGCUGUCUAAAUAAAUUCUAUCAGAAACUUA